AUGGUAGUUCUCUUCACAAAUCGCAGACGAGAAGAGCUUGAAGACGACGACUCAGGGAAUUUUAAGGAGCUCGCGGACAAGUUCGUAGCUCGAUUCAUCUUACGUACGGAUGGGAUACAUACCUCGAAGGGGCUGCUAAAGAUUCAACAGGGAGAAAAUGAGACCUUAAAGUCCUUCGUCAACCGAUGGCAGGCGGCUACCGCUAAGUGCUGGGACCUUAACAAAGAACUGGCUGAGCUGGCUUUUAGGAGGGUCUUAAGACGCGGAGAGUUUCUCUACGGGAUCAACCAUCACCCCCCGGUUAGCUACGACAAGCUGAUGGCUACGGCCAUCAGGCACGUUCAAGCCGAAUUCAAAACAUAUAGGGAUAACGUCAGACCAGAGCUAAAGGUCUCUAGCCCGGCCCCAGUGGUCAGGGAUGAGCCACGAAAGAGGGAGUGGGUCCAUAAUCAGCAUCGAUCACCCCAUACUUCGAGCAAGAGAAGCAAAGAGUCCUCGUCUAGGUCUAACGGUUACAUUACCAAUCUGCCUCGCCGGGAAGAAAGGGCACAGCAGGCCCCGCCAACACCACCACCACCACCACCACCCCGGUAUGAGGUGUUCACUAUCCUCAAAGCUUCGUAUGAAACUAUAUGGAACGAGAACAAGGAUGAGAUACCUGGACCACCACCAAGGAAGUUCCCGAAGAGUAAACUUACCCAGCAGGACACCGGAAGGUUCUUUACAUAUCAUGAGGAUGCCGGGCACAAUACCAACCUCUGCGUGGCUUUAAAAAAUACGAUCGAGUCGCUUAUUCAGAGGGGCAAACUUCAGCGGUACCUGCCUACUAAAGAAAUAUGA
Molecule: messenger RNA, 840 nt
Organism: Rosa chinensis
Lineage: Eukaryota; Viridiplantae; Streptophyta; Magnoliopsida; Rosales; Rosaceae
Exons: 2
Coding region: 1-840 (279 amino acids)
Source: RefSeq, a predicted model, not a curated record